This is a messenger RNA of Mercenaria mercenaria, 9180 nucleotides long. RefSeq names its product bifunctional apoptosis regulator-like. The record is from RefSeq and is a predicted model, not a curated record. Gene Ontology annotation, molecular function: metal ion binding; protein binding; ubiquitin protein ligase activity. NCBI's taxonomy places the organism in Eukaryota, Metazoa, Mollusca, Bivalvia, Venerida, Veneridae. Gene Ontology annotation, cellular component: nucleus. The transcript is spliced from 8 exons. Bases 82 to 1398 code for a protein of 438 amino acids. Gene Ontology annotation, biological process: proteasome-mediated ubiquitin-dependent protein catabolic process.
UAUAUGUGGCAAUUGCAUCGAGACGCUUGCCAGGCCAUUUCCGAGCAUUUCGGUGACCCAGAAAAUUGGUGUUUGUAGAAGAUGACUGACACAGGAGGAAGUGAGGAGAGAAACCGUAACAACAGUGAGUCCUCUUUAUCUGAGCGUGAUAAUGAAGAGAGACUGCAGCGGUCUCUGUCAGCAUCAGAUGAUUUUCUCUGUGGAUGUUGCUUUGAUUUGAUGGUUCAACCAACAACUCUAACAUGUGGCCACAGCUUCUGUAGGCUGUGUGUUGCCAACUGGUAUUUCUCUUCAAAGAAAAUGGAAUGUCCACAAUGCCGUAGUGCAUGGACAGGAAAUCCACAAAUCAAUAUAACUCUCAGGAAUCUCCUCAGCAAGAUGCAUGCAGACUCGAUACAGGAGAGGGAAGCAGAGAUACUGACAUCAAAAGCAAAGGAGACGAUUGCCAAGUUUGAUGCAGCAUUAUCUGAGAACAAUGUGUCAGAGUCCAAUAAAGCUCAGGGGCAGGGUUUCUGUGGAGGGUUAUGCUUGGCCCUCGCAAUCAUUGUGGUGGUGUAUUUAUCCUGGUAUUGGAGAAGCUCAGACCAGGAUCUCCUGGUACACAAACCUCUGGUCAAGUGGACAGUAGAUGAUGUUGACCAGUGGUUUACAGACAUGGGGCUCUGGACACAAGAAUAUGUGAAAAUUGUUAGGGAGAGAAACAUAGGUGGAAGUCUUAUGCUGCAGCUUGACGAGACCAACAUUGACAGCAUAUUCAACAUUUCUGAUCCGUUACAUAAAAGAGCCCUAAUCAAUUCUGUCAAUGUUAUCAAAGAUAGGGGUGUUAAACCACCAUCUAAUCUCUGGGAAUUCAAGUCACUGAACCCUGGUUGGGCUCUGUUUUUACUGUAUGGGAUGAAAGAUUUCCCACGGUCAACAUUGCUGUACCUGUAUUUCGUAGAGUAUGAGACAAUGUUCCUGCCAUUUGCACACGUGGUGUGUCCAAUCUCGGAAGACGUGCCCAAAUAUGAUUUCACUCAUUCUCCACCACCUUUAACAUCUGUUCAGUGGGCAGAGUUCAUGCCGAAGUAUUUAUUUCUGCCGUAUUUCCUGAUCGCAGAGUUUUCUUGGGAUUGGAUGGACAUUCACUACUGGACAUCAAGAUUUAUUCUCGCUAAUUGUUUGGUGUUGACACUUCUAGAAGCAAAUUACGUUGCUAUGUAUAUUAGAGGAGAAAAUGAAUUCAGGUCAAUAUCUGUCCUGGUAAAAUCUACACUGAAGAACUACCUAUCAAUAGGGAUUUUUGUCAUGAUAUGGCCCUUAGUGCCAUCGUUUGUCUGUGACUGUUUCUUUUACGUAGCCUUGUAUUUCUCACCAUAUCAAGUCAGUGAAAAGAUUUACACGCUGUGGAGAAGAUAGUAUCGGGAUGUGGAGGUUGUUGAGGAGAAGUGGAUUGUGAUAAUGUGCUCAUAUCAUGUAUUUAUGGAUUAUUCCUUGUAUUACAGUCGUGCUAUUGUCCUUUUGUAUCCUGUUUUGUCAGUUAAAUAUAUCAUUUUGUUUGCAAAGGGUAAAAAAUGGUAAAAGAGUUUUUACUGAAUGUUAACAUUCUUUAUAGUUUAUCUGUAUACUUUAAUAUUCAUACAAAAUGAUGUUGCUCAGACUGAUAAAUCAACUCAUUUCUGACAUGGUAUCUUGUCAACAUUGUGCAAAAAUAAAUACAAAAUUCAGUUCAUCAGGGAAAAAAAGACAUAAAUGCAAGUUACCAGUACUAAAAAUUUAUCAUUGUAUCUUAAGCAAACAUAAUACAAUGUCUUACCUUAAUUGUUACAAAAAAAUGAGCUUUCAACACUUUUGCCUGUAUACAAAGCGUGAAUUGUGUACGCAAGGCUGGGGAACAUUCAAUAGACUCAGUAUAACAAAAUGCUAGGCCUGAAAUAUUGCCUGUGCAACACCAGCUAAAUUAAGACAAUCAAGACUCAUGAAACAAUCUGACUCGUUUUGACCUGGACCAAGAGCCAAUCAGAAUGCGGAAAAUGAUGCUAACUUUAGACGAAAGUGUAUGAGUUUUCCAAAACUGCUGCAAUCGAGAGGCCCUUGGCAGGUUAAGCAUAGGUUUCAUAGGUUUAAAUAUGUCUCACACCACACCACACAGUGGUGUGGGAGACAUAUUCAUUUACUCCAGUCUGUGUGUCUGUCUAUCUGUCUGUUUGUCUGUCACAAAGCUUGUCCGCACUCUUUAAGUCGAACAUUUCUCAUCCGAUCUUCACCAAACUUGAACAAAAUGUGUUUGACCAAAGGACCUCGGCCAAGAUCAAUAACUAGCCAAAUCGGCCAAUACAAUUCGGAAUUAUGGCCCUUGAACAUAAUUGCCAACAACCACCGGUGCCAAACAGCAUUGUACACCGACACAGCAUUGUAGACCAGUUACUCCCAACACAUGAAUACUUAUUGGCCACAAACAGUAUACAAAGACAGCCUUACUACCGUAUUCAGAUGAUUAGGCAGUUGUGGGAGACAUACGCUUUUCUCAAAAGCACCUCUAGUUAUUUUAUUACUUCCAUAAACUUGAUGCAUUAGCAUUACUUAAUUUUUCUUCCUUUUCUCAAUUUUUACCUGAAAAUAUAUGCUUGUCCACAGACGAACAGAAUGCUCUUGUCCACCGGCGAAAAGUCCCAAGUCGGACAUAGGAAUUCCACAUCCCUGUAUCUAUUUAUUUUAAUCAGCUGGGCACCCUUUCUUCUUCUCCUUCUGAAUGCUACACUCCCUCAUAAUAAUGAAGAUUAUUGUCACACUGUUUUAGUCACACUGCUAAUUAUUUGCAGUAAUAAGUUGAACACUGUAUUGCAGUCCCAUUAACAGACAGUUUAAUUGUGUAAAAUCCUUGUUCUCGUACUUUGUUUGAAGUUUGUUUGAGAUGUAAUGUUAUUGUUAUUGGAUUUAGGAGGAAUAUGUGUAAACAUUUUGAAGACAUUGAGCGUCUGCAUAUGAUUUUUAGCUCAACAAUUCGAAGAAUAGGGGAGCUAUCCUACUCGCCCCAGCGUCGGUGUGAGCGUGAGCGUCACACCCCAAAUAUUUUUCCAAGUCCGUUGAGAUAUUGCUUUGAUAUUUUGUAUACUUGUUUACCAUCAUGACCCCAGUCUGUAAAAUGGAGGAGGCAACUCUAUCAAGCAUUUUGACUGAAUUAUGGCCCCUUUUCAACUUAGAAUAUGCUUAUUGUAAUGUUAAAGUUUGCGUACCACCCCAGAUAUUUUCAAAGUCCAUUGAGAUAUUGCUUUGAUAUUUUGCAUACUGGUUUACCAUCAUGACCCCAGUCUGUGAAAAGGAGGCAACUCUAUCAAGCAUUUUGACUGAACUUUGGCCCCUUUUCGACUUAGAAUAUGCUUAUUGUAAUGUUAAAGUUUGCGUACCACCCCAAAUAUUUUCAAAGUCCAUUGAGAUAUUGCUUUGAUAUUUUGCAUACCUGUUUACCAUCAUGACCCCAGUCUGUAAAAAGGAGGAGGCAACUCUAUCAAGCAUUUUGACUGAAUUAUGGCCCUUUUUCGACUUAGAAUUUGCUUAUUGUAAUGUUAAAGUUUGCGUACCACUAUCAAGCACUGAGAAUAGUUGAGCGCGCUGUCCACUGACAGCUCUUGUUUAUCAUUGUUGUGUGGUACCUUUUCUGCCCCAAAUCAAGCCAAUAUUGAGACAUUCCAGUAACCGGCUAUUAUGUUACUAUCUUAUCACAAUACUUAAAUAAUCUUGUUAUUCUUUGGCUGACUUGUAUAGUUACUGUGUUUCUUUGCAUUUUGUAAUUAAAGCAGAAAUAGAAAAAAAAACAGUGUCAUUUGUUACAGUUUUAAUUGUUAAGAAACAUAUGCUUUUCCUUGCUGUUGUAGAGAGGCAAGAGAAUAUGGGUAUAUUUUUGUUAUUUUUGAUUUAUAGGUGGAACAUCGGACUAAGGAUAGUUGUUAUACUUAAGGAUGUAAAGAAAGUUUGUUUAAGCAAAUGACCAUAUCAUUUUUCUGAGAUGUAAAAGGAAACAGGAAAGGUUCAUUCCAUUCACUGAAAGACUACAAAUGACCAUAUUUAGGGUUUUACUAUUGGAUGAAAAUUUUCCCUUACAUUCGAUCUGUUUUGUAGCAAAUGGCAGUUUUUCACUAAGAUUUAUAGGGGUAGGCCACUGCCAUGCUUAACUGUACACAAAUGUUGCAUAUAUUAGGAAGUUAUUUGUUUUGUUUUAUACCACAGAAGUUAGAAUUUGUAUUGUGCAAAUAAUAAUUCAGAUCUGACAUAAAAUGUUUGUGCUAGAAUCAAUGAAAGAAGAAACGGUUAUUUAUUUUCAAAAAUUGAAAAUUUCAGAUGUUAGUGCAUAGAACAAAUUUUUUUCUCCAAUAAGAAAAUCUUAAAUUAAAAAAAUUUCUAUAGCAGCAUUAUGUCAACAUUUCAGCAUUUAAUAUGACGGAAAAAUAUUUAUGUCUUACUUUCAAUGUUUUUGCUGGUUUACUUUUCCAUUUGGAACAAACUUUCCUUACACCCUUUAGAACCAAAAAAGGAUGCUUUAAGUAAUUAACUUUGGCAAUAUGGAAGUCAUAUGUAUAUUUUAUUGUAUUUGGUUAUUACAUGAUUUAAGAGAUGAUGCAGAUGCGAGUGAAUGUACGUUAAACAUUUGCUUACAGGAGAUAAGUAACAUUACAGGAGAAAUGGGAUUUACAAAGUUUUCUUUUAAGUUUUUUUCACUCCUUUGAGCUUGUUUUGACUGUUUUAUAUGUUUAUGAUUUUUCUUUGCUACUAGGGUAAAUGUAUAUUUUUGUAAGGAUGUUAUUUAUAUCAGUAUUUUUGUUAUUUAAGGAUUUGCUCUUUAAACACUUGCUUUCUAUGUUUUGUAGACAUUCUGCCUUCACAUUUAUCACAUUUUAGGAUGGCUUUAAAAUACUUUCUAGGCAUUUGGCAAAUUGGGACUGUUAAAAUGUGAUGGUCUGAAUAGUUGGUGUUGAUGAUGUCAUAAAUUUCUGUUCAAUGACAGGUACCUGUAUUUAGUAUUAAGAGCAGGGAAAGUAGGUUUGCAUAGUUUUAAAAUUAGAUACAAUGUGCAAUUUAUUGACAUGUGCAUCAUGUAUACACAAUCACACAAAAAUCAAAUAUUGAUGAAAAUAAAGUGCAAUAUAAUGUAAAGUUAUAAUGUAACGUUAACCCUCGCUGGUGGCGAGUGAUUUUGCCUUUGCAACCAGUGCAGACCAAGAUCAGCACUGGUCUGUAUAGUUAUUGAGUUUCUUUGCAUUUUGUAAUUAUAGCAAAAAUAGAAGAAAAAAACAGUCAUAUUUGUUACAGUUUAAAUCUUAAUUCAAAUUAUGGCCGUUUUUGACUUCGAAUAUUUGGAUGACAUUUUGCAUGCAAGUUGUAUCAUUGCCGUAACAGAAUUUAAAUUCAUUGUAAAGGUUAUAAUAAAAUAACUCAGUGACAUAAAUUUCACAGUUUUAUGGUCCAUGUUUGAGAAUGGACUGUCAAAUAGUUGAGCAAGCUGUCUUUAUAACAGUUCUUGUUUUGUAGCUGUUGAAAGCUGAUGAUUUAUAGUAAACUUAUUCUCACUGAUUGGUACCUAUGUGAUAGCUAUGAUAUUAACUCUGUUGUGAAUUUACUUCUUAUUUAUUAGUUUUACUUGGGUAGAGGAUUGUUAAUGACGAUCUGUCAAUUACAUAUUGUCCAUAUGCAAAAAGCAUUCUUCAGUUUUCACAGAAAGCCAGGUGCUUGUUGAGCUAUAUUUUAGUCUGAAGAAUGCCAAUUUGUCUAACGAGAAUAUGUAAUCACGCGAAAUUACGAAUCCACUGCCUUAAUGAGUACAUUGUAUAUCAAUCUUGAUUAGCACACAGUAAGAAUCAUCAGAAAUACGCAUAAUAUAUAUGUUGUGUUUUUAUUUGUACUGAUUUUAUCCAUAAAAUGGCAGCAAUUAGUCUGAUUGGCCAAUUACAAUAAAAUAGCUUGGCAGAAUAUAUUUUCAAAAUCUAAAUUUUGUUGAAAACCUAAACUCUUCUAAAGUAAAGAUUAAAAAAUUCCUGUAGGGUUUUGUUAGCUCACCAGAGCACAAAGUGCUCAGGGUGAGCUAUUGUGAUCACUCACCGUCCGGCGUCCGUCCGUCCGUCCGUCGUCCGUCCGUCCGUCCACACUUUCCUUUAAACAACAUCUCCUCCUAAACCAGCAGGCCAAUUUUGAUGAAACUUCACAGGGAUGUUCCUUGGAUGGUCUUCCCUAAAAAUUGUUCAAAGAAUUGAAUUCCAUGCAGAACUCUGGUUGCCAUGGCAACCGAAAGGAAAAACUUUAAAAAUCUUCUUCUCAAAAACCAGAAGCCCUAGAGCUUAGAUAUUUGGUGUGAAGCAUUGCCUAGUGGACCUCUACCAAGUUUGUUCAAAUCAUGACCCCGGGGUCAAAAUUGACCCCGCCCCAGGGGUCACUUGAUUUUACAUAGAAAAAUCUUCAAAAAUCUUCUUCUCGAAAACCAGAAGCCCUAGAGCUUAGAUAUUUGACAUGUAGCAUUGCCUAAUGGACCUCUACUAAAGUUGUUCAAAUCAUGACCCCGGGGUCAAAAUUGACCCCGCCCCAGGGGUCACUUGAUUUUACAUAGGAAAAUCUUCAAAAAAUUUCUAAAAAUAAACCAGAAGGCCUAGAUCUUAGAUAUUUCACGUGUAGCAUUGCCUAGUGGACCUCUACAAAAUUUAUUCAAAUCAGACCCCCGGGGUCAAAAUUGACCCCGUCCCAGGGGUCACUUGAUUUUACAUAGGAAAACCUUAAAAAAUCUUCUUCUCAAAAAGCAGAAGCCCUAGAGCUUAGAUAUUUGACAUGUAGCAUUGCGUAGUGGACCUCUACUAAAGUUGUUCAAAUCAUGACCCCCGGGGUCAAAAUUGACCCCGCCCUAGGGGUCGCUUGAUUUUACAUAUGAAAAUCUUCAAAAAUUUUCUUAAAAUAAACCAGAAGGCCUAGAGCUUAGAUAUUUCACGUGUAGCAUUGCAUAGAGGACCUCUACAACAUUUGUUCAAAUCAUGACCCCAGGGUCAAAAUUGACCCCGCUCCAGGGGUCACUUGAUUUUACAUAGGAAAAUCUUCAAAAAAUUUCUAAAAAUAAACCAGAAGGCCUAGGUCUUAGAUAUUUGACAUGUAGUAUUGCCUAGUAGACCUCUACAAAAUUUCUUCAAAUCAUGACCCCGGGGUCAAAUUGGCCCGCCCCAUGGGGUUACUUGAUUGUACAUAGAAAAAUCUUCAAUAUUUUCUAAAAAUAAACCAGAAGGCCUAGAGCUUAGAUAUUCGACAUGUAGCAUUGCUUAGUGGACCUCUACAAAAUUUGUUCAAAUCUUGACCCCCUCAGGGUCAAAUUGACCCAGCCCCAGGGGUUACUUUAUUGUACAUAGGGAAAUCUUCAUAAAUUUGCUUAAAAUAAACCAGAAGGCCUAGAUCUUAGAUAUUUGAUAUGUAACAUUGCCUAGUCGACUUCUACAAACUUUGUUCAAAUCAUGACCCCCGGGGUAAAAUUGGCCCCACCCCAGUGGUUACUUGAUUGUACAUCGGAAAAUUUUCCAAAAAAUUUUCCAAAAAAUUUCUAAAAAUCAUCAGUUUGACAUUUGAAACAUAUUACUCUGGUGAGCGAUCCAGGGUCAUCAUGACCCUCUUGUAUAUUGAUCCUAGGACACUUGACCAGUUUUUAGCUCACUUGAAUUUGGUUCAGGGUGCGGUAUUAGCAUAGAUGGAUGGCAGUCCAAACAUUGUGCAUUGUCCUGCAUCAACAUUUUAUUUUGAACAUAUUAUUCUCUGAAACUAUUGGACAGAAUUACACCAAACUUUGUCUGCAGCAUCCUGCCAUUGCCAACUUUCAGGAUUUUUUUUAAUUGAUUUGCUUUGCCCCUUUUAGGGGCCACAAAAGCUAAAACUUGAAAAAGCAUUUAACAAUUGCUUUCCAUGAACCACUGGAUGGAUCUUCACCAAAAUAGGUCUGCAUCCUUGUAUGGUCUUCUUUCAAAUUGAUUCUAAUCUUUUAGGGACUGCCAAAUAAUAAAAAAAGCUUUUUAAUGAUUUCUUAUGAACAGCUUGAAAGAUCAUGGCUAAACUUGGUCUAUAGCUUCCUAGGAUGGAUCCUUUUGAAUUUUAUUCAAAUGUUCCCACUUGAAUGCAGGUAGAGCAAAAAAUAGGAAAGUUUUCUCACUUAAUGUAUCUUCACCAAACUUGAUCUGUAGCACCUUUGGUUGAACCUCUCUCAAGUUUAUUCAAAUGGCUAUUAACCCUUACCCUGCUAAAUUUCUAAAAUGGACUCGUCCAUCAUUCAAUUUGGGCAAUACCAUUUAUUAUUCAAAGUGGGGUUCACUGAAAAUUUACUGACUGAAUAGCGAACAGUGCAGACCAUGAUCAGCCUGCACAUCCGUGGUCUGGUCUUGGUCUGCACUGGUCGCAAAGGCAGAAUCACUUGCCGCCAGCAGGUUAAGGGUUAAGUAUUUUUCGACUUUUGCAGCAAAAAAUGUAAAAACAAUGAACUGCUUAAUGGAUGUUCACUUGAUUUGGUCAGAAGUAAGGUCAAAAGGUCAAGGUCCUCCUCAGGUGAGCAAUUUUGACUCAUUUGGCUUCUCGUUGUAGGAUGUUAUGUUUCACAUUCCAAAAAAAAAAUCUUCUUGUGGCUUCUCUGUUAAAAUGUUGUGUUUUUUUUCCUUCCACAGCAUCCUUACACUUACACCAGUAUAGGUAAAACACUGAGAUACUGGUAGUACAGGUACAGAAUCAAGGAAAACUGGUACGGUUAAAUGCAUAACCAGGAUAACUGAAGUCCUUUUGAAAAUGGUGCGGAACCCAAAGCAAUGAUCUAUGUCCUAAAAAGAGUUACGGCAAAUUUUUAAGUAUGUGACAUAUAAAAAUAGAUUGGCUUCAUGUUAAGUUUAGCUUUUUCUAAUGGUAAAAUUAUAUUGUAUUUUUAUAUUUUGAUAAUAUUAUCUUGUUUAUCAGUUUAAAUGUAUUACAUCUUGUUUCUCCAUUUGAAUUUAUUACAUCUUUUUUAACCAUUAAAUGUGUGACAUCUUGAUUAUCCAUUUAAAUGUAUUACAUCAUGUUUAUCCAUUUAAAUAUAUGACAUCUUGUUUAUCCAUUUAAAUAUAUGACAUCUUGUUUAUCCAUUUAAAUUUCCUAAAUUGCUGCAAGCCUUGUUACAGCAAUAUUGAUCUUUAAAAAAAAUCUGAAUAAAUUUGUAAAACUGAA